Molecule: messenger RNA, 1257 nt
Organism: Gallus gallus (chicken)
Lineage: Eukaryota; Metazoa; Chordata; Aves; Galliformes; Phasianidae
Exons: 9
Coding region: 47-1195 (382 amino acids)
Cellular component (GO): cytoplasm
Source: RefSeq, a predicted model, not a curated record
UCCAGCAGCGCCAGCGCUGUGCCCCUCACUUUCCGUCAGGACUGAGAUGGGACAGCACGCGAGCAGAGCAGCGGUGCAAGCCGCCCCUCGGGGCAAACCGCAGCGCUUCUCUCCGCCCAUGGCUGCCCAGGCCACGGCCCGUCCCCAACCUCAGCCCUCAUCCUCUGCGAUGGAGGAGAGAAAGCCCUCCUGCCCUGCUGAGGCCAAGGAGAAGGACAAACUCCCCCAGGAGCCCACUGCUGUGCCGCCCGCUCCCCCCUUGGAUGCCCCUGGGCUGCCCAUGUGUGCUGUGGAGCGUUACGCGAUGGACAACAUUGAGGCCUUUCUCCGGAGCACAGAGCCUCAGAAUGAGGAGAAGAAGAUGAAGUUCCUGUGCAGCAUCCGCACCAUCUGCGGCUCCGCAGCAGAGAGGAACACGGUGCAGGAACUGCGCAUCUUCUGCCGCCGGAACGAACUUGUGGAGAACAUCAUGGUGCUGCUGGCAGAGGAGCCGCGGAGAGAGCUGAGCUCCGAACUGCGGCUGCAAGCGGUAGCCGCCAUCACCUCCCUCAGCAAGGUGGAGGGGGCUCUGGAGGAGAAGAUCCCUCUCUUUGUUGUGUGCUUCCGGAGCAUCUUCCUGCUUCCCUCAGAGCAGGACCUGGACACAAACCUUUACUCCAAGACCCUGAGGGCUCUGGAUGAGAUGCUGCACUCAUUGGUGUUCAUUCACCCCAGCGCCAGCAUCGGAGAGGAGCUGAAAGACGUCUUCCAGGUGCUGCUGCCCUUCACCUCCUUGCAGAGCUCGACCGUGCGCCAGAGGGCAGUGGGGCGCAUCUGGAAGCUGACCCAUUCGCUGGCACAUUACUGCCAGGAGAAGCCCCGUCACUCCUCGGAACAAUCCCCAUCUGCCAGCUAUGACGAGCUCCGCCUGCCCGUGCUGGGGCAGCUGGUGGGAUGCCUCAUCCUGUGCUGCGCUUUUGUCCAGGAGGACAAAACAUGCCGCUGUGCUUUGAGCGCUCUCCGUCACCUCUACAGAUUUGUCCUGUGGAGAAGCCGCUGGGAAGGGCAGCUGGACGAGCAGGGGAAACUGGAGCAGUGGGAAGCCGACCACGAGUUCUCCCUCACCUGGACCACCAACACCACGGUCAUUUUGCUGGUGAGGAGGGAUUGUCGCGCCAGGACUCAUGGGCGCAGGGGGUGGGGGGAGCAUGGCUGACAUCCUUCCCCCCCUCUGCGUUCAUUCCUCCCCAGCGCUUUGAGAAGUACUUCCACUCUUCA